UCUCUGCCAUUGCCAUUUCCCACCGAUCUCUAGUAUCGUGUUGAUAGUGCGCAUAGAACGUGAUUCCGGGCGAUUAUACGAUCCCGGUCUCUCUAUUUACCUUUAGUUUAGUCGUAGUUCAGUCGUACGCAUCACUCAGUGUCAUGGAGCCUCAGAACCAGGAAAUUGUCCAAGGAGGAUCCCCUGCGGAAGUCCCCAACGACCCAGGAAAAAUGUUCAUUGGAGGACUCAGCUGGCAGACUAGUCCAGAAAGCUUGAGGGAAUACUUCAGCAAAUAUGGUGACAUCACGGAAGUCAUGGUGAUGAAAGAUCCAGCUACAAGAAGGUCGAGCAAUAUCAGCGGUCCAGGCGGCUACCCUGUGGAAAUCGACGUCAAAGUCUCCACCCCCAGGGGCUUCGGAUUCAUCACCUUCACCGAUCCAGCUAGCGUAGAUAAGGUUUUAGCCCAGGGCACGCACGAACUAGAUGGCAAAAAGAUUGACCCCAAAGUAGCAUUUCCAAGAAGAGCACAUCCAAAGAUGGUUACUAGGACGAAAAAGAUUUUCGUUGGUGGAUUAUCAGCACCCACAACCCUUGAUGACGUCAAAAGUUACUUCGAACAGUUUGGACCGAUAGAAGACGCAAUGCUGAUGUUCGACAAGCAAACAAAUAGACAUAGAGGUUUUGGAUUCGUCACAUUUCAGAGCGAGGACGUAGUAGAUAAAGUUUGUGAAAUACACUUUCAUGAAAUCAACAAUAAAAUGGUAGAAUGCAAGAAGGCGCAACCCAAAGAAGUUAUGCUUCCAGCAAAUUUGGCGAAGACGCGAGCAGCCGGUCGUGGCGCAUACGAUUUCAUGUGGUCCCUUGGGGCUCUUCCUGACGGUUUCCCUGCGGCCGCUUACGCGGCCUACGCCGCUGGUCGAGGUUAUUCGGGCUACCCUAGUUUCGGACUUCCAUACCCAACAGUGGACAUAACAAAUGGACAAUUGACACCUAACAAUAACACACCGCUGUUGACCCAGGCGCUGUCAGGGUCUUCGGGGGCGAGCUGGUCUCAACCUUCUGCAGCCGACCAGUCGGCAGGGGCACCGGCACCACCACAACCACACUUCUCCGUUUCCUUUGCAGUGAUGAACAACUACCAGGCUGCCGCAGCAGCUGCUGCGCAAGGUUUCGGGCCUCCGGCUUCACCGCAUGCGGCCAGCACGCGAGGCGGAUUCCCAGCAGCCAACUCGCCUGGACCGACCAUCGACAUGUACAACAGCAGUGCAGGAGACAGUGUGGGCUAUGUGCAGGCCACUAGUCCACAGCCAUCAAGCUUUCCUGCCAUCGCUGUUAGCCGAGCUCCUCUCAAUUAUAAUCCAGGGCCCUUGAUUCCAGCUGCUUUCACUAACGGAUAUCACUGAAGUCGAUAGGAUUUAUUGUAUUUGUGAGAAACGACUAGGCAGCUACUGUGAUCAGUCGGGAGCUCUAAUUACGGGGAUCCCACAAACCACCUGAAAUUUUCAUCGGUUACCUAACCGAAAGUACUGCGAUCAGUCGAAUACCUUUUUUUGGGACCCCUGGUACAUGCACACGUUUACGUUCAGUCAGUGCUGCCGUUUCGUGUGCUUCAAUUUCGACUAGGCAGCUACUGUGUUCAGUCGUCUUACAUCUGCACUUGUACAUUCACUUUUGUGUGUAUAAUAUUUAAUAAUAUAAUUAACUGUAGCACUCCGCCAGGCGCGGCUACACUUGUUGUUGUAAUGUUUGGUGUCAGAAUUCUCCCCUUUUCCUGCGCCCUCUACCUUCGGCAGCCGCCGAGAUACCGAUUUACAGACUACUUUUUCUCGUUACUGCUCGUGCGCAUUGUAUUCGUCCGGUGCAGGUAAGCUUCAUCAAAUUAUCGGAUUAGGAGCGAAAGAAAUGUUCAUUGGAAUAAGGCACAAUGUAUGUAUUCAAAUAUAAACUCAUUCUGAAACAACUCGGGAUCCACCCUUUGAAACAAAUAAUGUUUUCUGACAAUAUUAAUUUGAAAGGCGGAAUUCAACCUUUAAUCUUCCCUGACUUGAAAUGUUAACAACUAUUACAUAGAUGUGAAGUUUAAAAUACCACGACCUAUUUUCCACAUUUUCUUCCACUCAGUUACGAAAGUACCACUUUCGGGUAGAAAUUCAAUUUCCCGCACAAAAAAUAAAAUUGGGAAGAUACUUUAGGCGUGAGUAGAAAAGAUUAUUUUUUUCUACAAACUGUUUUUCUUGCUUUGUCAAUUUCGAUUCUAAUGUAUCACUUUCAGCCCUUAGCAGGGAAAAAUUCACUUUUUCGCACUGGUGCGGGAAAGUGAAUUUUACUUUCGGAGCUGAAGUGAGUACGGGAGAGUAGGUAAAUAUGCACGAGGGUACAAAAAAAAUAUUUUUGAAUUUCAUCAUUGCUGUAUGCAGUAACUGAGAUUGUUAUUCAUUUUUAUCACAUUAUUUGUUUCGUUAUGUUAAUUAGUUUCCUGGAGUGUUUCAUUGUUUUGGAUACUUCAACUUCACCUAUGAAAAAGCUUUAAACGAUCUCCUAAAUGUAUUGAGUUUAGUGAAAAUUUUUUCUUUCAUUCAUAUUUUUUGAUCGUAGAUAGAUCAUAUCAGUCAAUGAAGCUUUUAAUGAUGUUUCCAUUUCAAUUGCGGAUUAAGAUGGGGGUAUUUUGGUCAGUGAUUCCUUAAUACUCUGAAUGUGUCCUGCUAUUACAAUGAACAUUAAUUUCGUCAAUAAGUUUUUUUCAAUGAUAUUUCAAGAUCCCUAUUGGUCCUUCCUGAAAUCGCACAAAUAUCAUUCUUCAGUAGAAAAUAGCCUAAAAUUUAAACUUUCAGAAUGCUUAGUUAAAUUGUAGGACAAUUUUCCCAUUGCAUUUCAUCCAAGUCAGUGGUUCCGAAUACUGAAUCAUCAUUGUUUUAUUAUCAAAUUGUUGAUAUAAGGCCUAAAAAGAAAAAACAUUUGCAAUUACUCUCAGCAAUUAAAUUUUAUCAUCUAGAAAUUUGGUAAUAUCAUAUAAACCAAGUAGUAACGUUUAAUCGCGCAAUGAAAAAGAGCAUUGUUAUUUGUAAUAUCGUGCAAAACUGCCAUAUUACAAACGAUUAGUUAUACGUUGUCGCUGAUGACAAAAAACUCGGCGACUACCGAAAGAGUGGACCCCACCAAACACAGGCACUAUUAGUUACGACUUGCGUUAAUUAUUACAUAUGAUAUAUUACAGGGUAUCUUUAAAAUGGGAUACAUUAUCCUCACAUUAUAUUAUAAUUAAGGACCAAUUGGGCAAUGUUGUCAAUUGGUGAAUUAGCCACAUUGCCGUGGUAAUUUUAUCAUAUUAUUUCCUUGUUUUCAUCAUUACUAUACGUUAUUCAGUAGUUGUUUUUAUAUAAAUUUUAUUUCGUCAUAUUAUUAUUAUUAUAGUUCAUGAAUUAGUUAUUUAUAUGAAGAACAAAUUAUAUAAUAUGGUAAGUGUUUGUGUUGUUGCAACACAUAUUGUAUGUUGCGCGUGAAACUGAUACUGUAACUUGGAUACUUAUUUAAGAGAUUUGUAUAUAAUUAUUAUUGUUAUUUAAAUUGGUGUCAUUGAUCGGCCUCUCCUCGAAACUUCGUUACAAAAUAGAGAAAAAAAAUUGUCGAUAGAUUGCAAUUGAAAAAUAUUAAAUGAAUUUGUUUUGAAUUUUUAUAAGAAAAAAAAUGGUAUUCCUAAUGCUGCACGAGAAUAACACUUUCAAUGAGUUCUUUAUCGUUCAAUCGAUUGUAGUCACGAUAGCGUGAUAUUGACUAAGAAAGACAGUGGCGGAGUUCACGCAGCGUUCACCGGUCAGUGGCACCGGCUGUCUGUGUAGCUUGUAGAAUUUUGACGUAUUCCUCUUGUAAUAUCUUAACAGUAGGUCUGUCUCACUGUUUAGUAUAGGUCAGAUCAAUUGAAAUUAUAUGUUAUAUAAAUGUUUCCUGUUAUCGAGUGAAUAUUCUAUAAAAACAAUCGAUCAAUUCGAAAUCGUUCGUUUCGUGACGGAUGGAAUCGCGCUCUUCAGUAUUGCAUCUCCAUAGAUCUGUCAUGCGCACUUUUACAAUAAUCUCUGUAGUCCGUGUAGGGCUUCAUACUCCCAUCCGAGCAGGAACGAACUGUCUGUUCUCAAUUUUCAAUACGUAGGUUAUACAUGGUGUGUUAUCAUUUUUGAUCAUUGUUUCCCUUUUUUAUGAAAUCCGCCGAGUUGGUGGUGGCUUUUUAAAGAAAUAUCAUGUGUUGUCCAAAUGACAGCACUCGCUUGUCUCCUCAGUACAAAUAUACCACGAUACGAACUUAAUUUCAGAGUAGAAACGUAAAUGGUCGACUAAGUCCACCUCAGUGAACAUUCUAAUGAAUUCGAAACUGUAACAUCAUGAAAUGGAAUGAUUUCGAUCCGGAAAGGAUGUUGAACUGAUAAAUUUAUUCUCUAUCAACGUCUUAGUUUUCCCUACAUUCGUUUUUUGUAUUCGUCGAACAUUUGGUUCAUUUUAUCUGUUUUCUCUUCCUCCUUCACACAUUUGCGGUUAUAACUCUACUUACAUGUUGUUCAUCCUUCGUUUUGUCAAGAGAAUAAAUGAAUGUUUUUUUGACAGAUAACGUGAAACGACUGGUUCUGUUUGAGGUUUGGUUAGCAAAACUGCCAUUUAGACCGAUUCAGUUAAAUAGAAGAAAAGUAGGUCGAAACAAAGCAAAUAAAAUUUUUAUUAAUCGAUGAUAGAAAUAAAAAUUCCAGUUUUUACACCGGAGAGAACGUCAACCUAAUGUGGACGUACGUACGGCCAGAGUAAAGCAACGAUUGAACGUUAGCUGAUUAUUAAUAGUAGAGUUUAGAAGCGCGUUUCUAUGAAAUCGUGCAUUUAUUUAAUGAGUCCUAUUUUGGGGGCUGGCAGCGACUAAACCAAUAUUCAAAUUUAAUGACCUGUCGAACGCAUCUAUUAUUCUAUUAGACCUGGUAAAAUAUUCACUCAUAAUAAUAUGACCAUUUCACAGAACCACUAAAAAACACGUUCUGAUUAUGAUCGAAAAUUGCUUAAUUUCGACCAUCCAAUUUUAUCGAUUUCUUUCCUUUAUGUUCACUGGAUUUCAGCAUUUUCUGAAAACUAUUCUUGUUAUUAAAAUUAAAAAAUCAGAAAAAUCAGUUCACACCUAACAUGUUUAUAUCAUUUUUCGGAUCAGAGUGAAUUUUCGAAAGAAUAUCAAACACCAGAAAAGUUUAGGUGUUUGGAUUUGAAUAUUGGUGGACUACGAGAAAAGAAAGACAGAAGGCAGCACCUGGUCCGGUGAUGACCUUCCGUCCAAAUAUGGUGAAAAUUGACCAAAGGUAUAAUAUGUCAAUACUAAUGUCAAUACAUGGACUGCGUAUUAUUUCGUUUUUUCACUUGAUUUGGUGAAACCAAAGUAUUUUUAAUGUCAAUCCAGAGCAAUACGGUAUAUGUAGCUAGUGUAAUCCAAAAAUACCUUCAUUUAUAUAUUUUGAUAUGUAUAAACUAUUUUCUCGCGUUAAGUGGUUAUAGGGAUAAGUUAAUAUCAGCACCCUGUACAUGUCAACGGCUUCCCAUCUGAUUUUUCGAAGUUGUCAAUAAUAUUCAUCUGGAGUAGAUCGAGGAAACACUUUCUUGAGAUCCAACCUUUAUUCGUCAUAAGCACAUAGUUCUCUUUUGAACGAGAUUGAGAUUUUCAUUGCGUAAAAUAAUGACCGUUGAUUAUACAUGGUGUUCAGGCAUGAGUGCGUGGUCAAGGCACAUUCCAACACUUACAUAGCCUCAGACUUCAUAUAACAACAUAUCAUAAGCGAUCACGGUCUUGCAUGCCCAAUUUCAUAAAAUGUACCAAUCAACAUUGAAUCCAUAAAAAUUUUAUCGAACUUGAACAUUUCUUUUGUUUCAUCAUGCUGGUUUACUGCCUCCAGAUUUCUUGGAUUUUUUCUGAGUCAGGCUCUGUGAUACGUUCAAAGGUACAUUUUCCGAAAUUUUUAGAGGCUAGAAUAGAGGUUUCAUAUAAAAUAUUUUUUUCCGUAUGGAAUAUUAUAGACAAUAUUGUUCACACUGUGAAUUUUCAGUUGUAUGAUUAAAACUGUAUAUCGUGGGCCUUACUAUACACUGAAAAUUGAAAUGUGCUGUCCAAAUUUUGCUACUUUAAUUUGAAUCUUGCAAACUUUCAUGACAGUAAAAUGGAAUUUCAUUACACAUUUCAUCUGAAAAUGUGAAAAACGCCAGUUCGUCUUUGAAUAAUUGAAAAUUCACUGUUCGUCCUCAUUCACAAUAAAACGCGAUUCAAAUUAGAUAUUGUAGAAAAAAAUUGCUUAUGAAUUCAAUCUACUGUCAUGAAAAGGGGGUUAUUGAAUUUAGCUAGGAAGAAAUUAUGAAAAAUACCCCUUUUUUGUAUACUUAAGGCGCCCCGUGCCCUUUUGUUAUUUUACUUUCAUACGUACUUUAGAAUUUGUUCAUUAAGUGUAUACAAGCUGUAUAUAUUGAUAUUAUAUUAUACAUAUAAUUGUA
Molecule: messenger RNA, 6480 nt
Organism: Coccinella septempunctata (seven-spotted ladybird)
Lineage: Eukaryota; Metazoa; Arthropoda; Insecta; Coleoptera; Coccinellidae
Gene: Rbp6
Product: RNA-binding protein Musashi homolog Rbp6
Exons: 15
Coding region: 144-1385 (413 amino acids)
Cellular component (GO): cytoplasm
Molecular function (GO): RNA binding
Source: RefSeq, a predicted model, not a curated record